CGACUGACUAUUGCGUGCAUUUCGGAAGCAGAUUUCAUAUUUUUGUUGAAGUUUAAAGGACCUUUAUUUAUAUCUAAUAGAAGAAAUUCAAUAAAAAUGAAACCUCUAAUGCUUCAUGGGCAUGAGCGCUCAGUCACACAAAUAAAGUACAAUCGAGAGGGAGAUCUGCUUUUCUCAUGCUCAAAAGACACGGAACCGAACGUUUGGUGGUCUCUGAAUGGGGAGCGUCUUGGAACGUUUAAGGGUCAUACUGGAGCCUGUUGGUGCAUUGAUGUUAAGUGGGACACCUCAAGUGUUAUUACAGGAUCUGCAGAUAACACAGUUCGGGUCUGGGACUGUAAAACAGGUGCAUGCUUGCAUAAAGUAGAUGUGAACACUGCUGUUAGGAGCUGUGGGUUUUCCUACAGUGGUAACCUUAUCAUGUACUCUACUGACAAGACAAUGGGAAAGGAGUGCACAAUCAACCUCUAUGACCUGAGAGAUGCAGCCCAGAUGAAAAACAAUGAGCCAUUGUUGACGAUGCUUGUAAGUGGUUCGAAGGUUACCAGUGCUAUUUGGGCAUCCAUGGAUGAGACGAUAGUGAGUGGGCAUGAGAAUGGAGAUGUUUGCAAAUGGGAUAUAAAGACCGGUUCAAUAGUGAAGACUGUUAGGGAGCACAGCAAAAACGUCGUGGACCUUCAGAUGAACGAAGACCAGUCAAUGUUCAUCACUGCUUCCAAAGACAACCAUGCGAAGCUAUUUGACUUAGCAACGCUAGACCUGCUGAAGUCGUACAAGACAGAGCGGCCUGUUAACUCUGCCUCUAUAUCUCCCAUUAAACCACACGUUGUUCUGGGCGGAGGUCAAGAAGCUAUGGAUGUUACUACCACUUCAACACGACAUGGAAAGUUCGAUGCCAGGUUAUAUCACAUGGUCUUCGAAGAGGAGUUUGCUCGUGUUAAAGGACAUUUUGGUCCAAUCAACAGUCUGGCAUUUAAUCCUGAUGGGAAGAGCUAUAGCAGCGGUGGAGAGGAUGGAUAUAUUAGAGUCAACACCUUUGACCCACACUACUUUGAAUUUGAAUUCGAGUUCUAGAAAAUUUUAUUUGGAAAUAUAAGGCAUA
Molecule: messenger RNA, 1102 nt
Organism: Priapulus caudatus
Lineage: Eukaryota; Metazoa; Priapulida; Priapulimorpha; Priapulimorphida; Priapulidae
Product: eukaryotic translation initiation factor 3 subunit I-like
Exons: 9
Coding region: 97-1074 (325 amino acids)
Biological process (GO): cytoplasmic translational initiation
Cellular component (GO): cytoplasm; eukaryotic translation initiation factor 3 complex, eIF3m
Molecular function (GO): protein binding; translation initiation factor activity; RNA binding
Source: RefSeq, a predicted model, not a curated record